Messenger RNA from Raphanus sativus (radish), 1158 nucleotides. RefSeq lists its product as uncharacterized. The coding region runs from base 1 to 1158 and encodes 385 amino acids. The record is from RefSeq and is a predicted model, not a curated record. Gene Ontology annotation, molecular function: zinc ion binding; nucleic acid binding. Lineage: Eukaryota; Viridiplantae; Streptophyta; Magnoliopsida; Brassicales; Brassicaceae. The transcript is spliced from 3 exons.
AUGUCACAACAGCUGGACAAGCUACAAAGAGACAUGAGCAUUGUUCAAGCUUAUAUUGAUCUUCGUGACAGCUACGAAGCGUCGAUCGAUAGGUCUAGACCAAUAUCGAUCGACAGCGAGCCACCACCAGCGAAGAGAGUAUGCACUGCAGCAGAGGUUGAUGAUAUCAAAGAUCAGCUUUACGAAACUAUGAAUUCUAUGGAGGAAAGACUCAUCGAAAGAAGUGAUAACAUUGAAGAGACUCUCAAUGAACGAAUGUCGAAAAUCAACAAUCUUGAGUUUGCUGCCCUCAAUCUCUCCGGAGAUAAUUACCUCCAAUGGGCACUUGAUACCAAAAUUCUCUUGAGGUCCAAAAACCUUGGUGAUACUAUCACUGAAGACACUGAGCCGUCGGUCAAGGAUAAAUACCAGGCCAUUGUUAUCAUUCGCCAUCAUCUGGCUGAAGGUCUUAAAGAUCAGUAUCUCACUAUUGAGGAUCCUCUGGAACUUUGGACAGAGUUGAAAAACAGAUAUGAUCAUCAGAAAACUGUGAUCUUGCCAAAGGCCCUUUAUGAUUGGAGGAACCUAAGGAUCCAAGACUAUAAGUCUGUGGAAGAGUAUAACUCGGUUUUAUUCAAGAUAGUCUCUAAGUUGAAAUUGUGUGGAGAGACUGUCACUGAUGCUGACAUUGAGCUGAGACCACCUGGUGCUAAAGCAUUGCCUGAGGCACAUGCGGCCAUAGAGCCAAAAGAUGAGACUCCAAGAGAGUCAUACCGCGGUCGUAUGAGAGGCCGUGGAAGAUGGCAAGGAAGUAACCGUGGGUUUCAACCACGAGGUCGUGGAUCUCAGCCACGAGGCCGUGGAUUCCAACCACGAGACCAUCUUGGUCCUAGCCGAGGCCGAGGCUAUAGCCGAGGUCAUCAAGCUAGCCGUAGGUAUAAGUCCGACUUCAAAACCCAUGGCUCGACCAAAUCUCCUUGCUAUCGUUGUGGGAUGACCAAUCAUUGGGCUAACCGAUGCAAAACUCCCCAACAUCUUGUUAAACUCUACCAGGAGAGCAUGAAGGGAAAGAACCUUGUGGCAAAUUGGGUCCAACAUGAUGAUGAGAAUGAUCUGGACCAUGAGAAUGAUGACCUUCUUGGAUUUGAGACUUCUGAUUGCCUUAAAGAGGCCAAUUAA